Molecule: messenger RNA, 2976 nt
Organism: Manihot esculenta (cassava)
Lineage: Eukaryota; Viridiplantae; Streptophyta; Magnoliopsida; Malpighiales; Euphorbiaceae
Product: protein PLASTID TRANSCRIPTIONALLY ACTIVE 16, chloroplastic
Exons: 6
Coding region: 1295-2851 (518 amino acids)
Source: RefSeq, a predicted model, not a curated record
CAUUUUGUUAUUAUUAUUAUGAUGAUUGUUGGUUUUGUCAUCACAAAAACAGUUAUUAACAGGGAUAUAGAUAUUGAAGCAUCUCAUUGCCUUCGUGGUGGCACUUUUUUUUUUCUUUCCCUGUUAAAAAAAUGUCUUUUACAGACUAUGGUGUUUUCUUAGUGAAACAAUUUCUUUUUAGCUUCAUUGGAACAUGUGAGUUUCAGUGAUAAGAAAAUGAGGUCUGGAAGAUUUAAUAGAGGUUUGUUGACUAGUGGCCAAGAGAACCUGUAGGCGUAGUCAGUUUAGCUAGUAUGAGGUAAAUACUAAAGUUGACUUUUUGGUCCAAUUGGUAGAUGAAAAUAUUGCCAACUAGAUGACUUGCGUGAGCAGACAAUGUGCAGGUCUUCAUUUUGAACAUCAUUCAGCCUUCAGGUUUUGAGACGGAGGAAAGCUUUUUUGCACUAUCAUCAUGCUCAAGCAUAACAAUUUGGGGUUUGGUAUUAGUGUAUUGGUAGUUUUCUAUUUCUAAAUGUGGUAUAUGCAUCACUUAAUCUUGGUUUGUGAUUUUGUAACAUGGCCGUGGUGAGCAUAAUUUUCAAGCGCCAGCGAAGAUAGUUUGAUGAAUGCAUCUCUAGUUGCUCGUUGGCAGCCCAAAGGUUUAGGCCGUGGUGGUGAAUCUUGUGAGCUUCUGUGCAAUCCAUUAAAUGUUGCAUUUUAAUCUGUCAAGCGUACAUGGGAAAUUGGAACUUCAUAUGUUAACCAUAUUCCCACGAGUGAACAUUAUCUGAAUCUAAUAAUGCUAUAAUCAAAACUCGGGUUGGUGGAAUCGGGAUGGAGGUAUGUAAAGAUGAGUUUCUCUCGUCAAUCUCGUGGCGUUUUGAGCGGGCGACUAUCUUAAACCCAAAUGCCAACGUGCUCGAGUAUUGUAGGCAUUUGAUCGAUAAUACGAAAUAUUGAAGCAUCAAUCGAGAUUUAUAUAGCUAUUAUUGUAGUGACCCAAAGCGUAAGGGUAAGUCUGAAUCUGUAAUUGUCCUGGGCUUCUUGUGUGGUCCACAGAGUGUUCAACACGCAAGAUUCUUCUACCAAAUCGUCUAGCGUUUAACUCCCUAGAAUAGAUAACCUAUGAAUACGUGGCUACAGCCCAUUUGCAAGCCGUCCCUUACCUCCACUUCUGGAUAAUAUCCAAGCAAAAAACUGUUGCAUUUGCCACAGGCAGGAAAAGCAAUACACCUGGAUAUGGUGAGAUACCCAGAAAAUAUCAGGACUACUUGGUGGGGAGAAUCACUAUUUGGAAACUUCUCUUUUGCCUUAGAUGGCUCCAAUUCUCACCUCCAAUUCAUUUCUCCUCGCUCCCAAACCCCAUUCAAGACACCCUCUCAAGAUUCCAAGACUCCGAGUCUUUGCCAAAAGGGCUGGAUCGUUCUCCCCAUUUCAGCUAGGUAAACCUAAAGACGACGGUGCAUCAGAAGUAAGCCAAAAUGGUGGUUCAGGCAAUUCGGGUCCUUUUAGUUUCAACUUUGACAACGUACCUGAUGUAAAGUCUCUGAUACCUAUUGUGAGUGAGCCAACUUCUGGUUUGUCGUUUCCAAGAAGGAAGGAUGCUAGCACAGUGUUUGUAGCCGGUGCUACUGGGCAGGCAGGUAUUCGAAUUGCACAAACUUUGCUGCGUGAAGGUUUUAGUGUUAGAGCUGGGGUUCCUGUACUUGAAACUGCUCAGGAAUUGGCUCGUUUCGCAGGGGAGUACAAGAUCAUCUCAAAGGAAGAAUUGAGACGCCUUAAUGCUGUUCAAUCCACUUACGAAGAUGCAGAAUCAAUUGCCAAAGCAAUUGGUAAUGCAAGCAAAGUUGUGGUCACAAUUGGGCCCGCAGAGAAUGGUCCUAACUCUCAAGUCUCCACAUCUGAUGCCUUGCAAGUAAUCCAGGCUGCUCAGCUAGCAGGAGUUGGCCAUGUCGCAAUAAUCUAUGAUUCAAACGCUGCAGGUGCUUCAACUUAUAAUGUCCUGGACGGCUUCACAUCAUUCUUUAACAACUUGUUCUCACAAUUUCAGCCAUUGUCCAUACCUGAGUUCCUGCAGAAAGUAAUUGAGACAAAUGUUAACUAUACUUUCAUAAAGACAAGUUUGACUGAAGAUUUUUUGCCAGAGAGUUCUUAUAAUGUUGUUCUAUCUGCUGAAGGAAGCACUGGUUCAAACGACUACAAAGUGGCAAAGUCUCGGAUAGCGACUAUAGUGGCUGAUGUUUUCUCGAAUACAAAAGUAGCAGAAAAUAAGGUGGUGGAAGUUUUUACUGAUCCAUCAGCACCCUCAAGGACCAUAGAUGAGCUUUUCAGUGUCAUUCCUGAAGAUGGAAGAAGAAAAGUUUAUGCAGAAACUCUUGCAAAGGCAAAAGCAGAGGAAGAAGCAAGGGUAGCUGCUGAGAAAGCUCGUGAAGCAGCCGAUGAAGCAAAGAAGCUUGAAGAAGAAGUGAACAGGCUUUCAAAGCAAGAAACUAAAGUAGAUAGUCUAGCUGAAGAAGCCCAGGAAAAGGCUGAGGCUGCCGGGAUUUCAGUGGAAAAUCUCUUGAGCAGAGCAAAAGACAUUGGAGCAGGAUUUUCUUGGGAGAAACUUGGUUCCCAGAUAUCAACUGCAGUUCAGACGACUAACGGAGAAAAUCUCAAUGUGCAGAUUGCUACUGUCAGGGGACAAGCCAAAGCUCGUUCUCUCCCUUUUCAAAAGGCUUCUGUUAAGCGGCCAACCCCAAAAUUAUCCUUGAAACCAAGAGAGGAGCCAAAGGCAAAGGCAAAGGCCGAGGAGACGGAAUCAAAGACAGAAGUAAAGAAACUAUUUGGCGGACUGUUUCAGCAAGAAACUAUAUAUGUUGAUAAUGAAUGAGACAAAGUAACCCACAUCUUGUCUGAUGCAGAUGCCAUUUAAAGUUUGUAAUGAUGUUAAGAGUAGAAGUCUAAACCGAAAAUGUGUACUAUUUAAGGUUUCCCAAUCAUUUUCCCUUUCUUUAA